AUGGCGCUGGACCCGGGAUCCUGCAUCUUCCGGCGCUUCGCCAAACUCAACGCUAAGAACCUGCUCUACCUCCAAGCGGAGCUGGCUUACCUCCAAGGGGACCUGGACCUUAACGCUCAAGAGGACCACUUCUCUGAUUCACUCAACCAACCAGAGCAGGAGUAUCCGUCGCAGCAGUGGCGGAAAAUCUUGGAGGCAAGGCAGCUAUUGAAGGAAUAUAACGAAGCUCUCAUCCAGCAAGCCCGGCUCCUCCGCUUUCCUUCCCCGGACGCCAAAAACAGUCAUGACCAGAAAUACCACCCCAUGGAUCAGUGGGACCGAAACGAGCGAGAUCUGAUCUCCUUGCGCAGUCGCCACGAGGGCGCCGAUGUAUUGACUCGGUGGGUGUUUAGGUCCGUAGUCCCGUGGUUGCAUCGGCGAUGGGGGUGGGAGGAUACAAGCCGGAAGGAUGCCGUCACAGAGGUCUGGUAUUACGAUAACCGCACUAUUAGGGACCACAUCUACUUGAUCAACUUAAUCAUCGCUGGACUCCUUCCGGCGACCUCCAUGAUUAUUCUGUACUACCUUCGCAGCACGGUGGUCCGGCUGGUGGUGAUCUUCGUCUAUAAUAUACUGUUUGUUCUGGUUAUGGGACUGAUGGUGAAGGCGCGGAAGGUGGACAUUUUUGCGACUGCGGCUGCAUUUGCUGCGGUUCAGGUGGCCAUGAUUACGAGCGGGAAUAUUAAUUCUUAG
Messenger RNA from Aspergillus homomorphus CBS 101889, 732 nucleotides. RefSeq lists its product as uncharacterized. NCBI's taxonomy places the organism in Eukaryota, Fungi, Ascomycota, Eurotiomycetes, Eurotiales, Aspergillaceae. The transcript has 6 exons. The coding region runs from base 1 to 732 and encodes 243 amino acids. The record is from RefSeq and is a predicted model, not a curated record.